ACAGCGGCCAAUAGCAGGGGCGGAUACGGGCUCGUCCAUCCCGGAGAGGCGGAGCGUGAUCGGCGAGAAGGGGCGACAACAUGUCGGAGAGAAAAGUGUUAAAUAAAUACUACCCGCCGGAUUUUGAUCCAUCUAAAAUCCCCAAACUUAAACUUCCAAAGGACCGUCAGUAUGUGGUCCGGCUGAUGGCUCCUUUUAACAUGCGGUGCAAGACUUGUGGUGAAUACAUCUACAAAGGCAAAAAGUUCAACGCUCGGAAGGAGACAGUCCAAAAUGAAUCUUACUUGGGGCUUCCUAUUUUCCGGUUUUAUAUCAAGUGUACCCGCUGUCUUGCAGAAAUCACUUUCAAGACAGACCCUGAGAACACGGACUACGCCAUGGAGCACGGGGCCACUCGGAACUUCCAGGCUGAGAAGCUCCUGGAGGAGGAGGAGAAGCGGCUGCAGAAGGAGAGAGAGGAUGAGGAGCUGAACAACCCCAUGAAGGUUUUGGAGAACAGAACCAAGGACUCCAAGCUCGAGAUGGAGGUCCUGGAGAACCUGCAGGAACUGAAGGAUCUGAACCAGCGGCAGGCCCACGUGGACUUCGAGGCCAUGCUGCGGCAGUGCAAGGACUACGAGGAACAGCAGCGGGAGCGGGAGCAGGAGGAGGAUGAGCAGGAGAUGAAAGCUAUGCUGGAGAAAGCCCAGAUCAGGCGGAUGUUGGAGGACUCCAGUUCAGAUGAGGAACCCGCUCCAACACCCGCAAAAUCCCUUACCAGAAUGAAGCCCACGGACAUCCUGCAGGAGGAUCCAGGGCCACAAGCGAAGAAGCUGAAGGGAGAAAGCUGGGAGCGGAGCGUGGGCCGGCUGCCCCACAUGGCCAAGCUCUCGGGGCUGGUUGCUGUGAAGAAGCCAGUGGGCGUUGGCCUCGUAAAUGGAACAGGAAGCCCGGGUACACCGCCUGGAUCAGGUGCUGGGAAUUGCAAUGCAGAUGAUGCCUUCAAGGAUGCCGCAUUCUAUUCCAGUUCAAAACCAGGAGCCUCUUCCCUCAGCCUUCUGGGAGCAUACUCUGCCAGCGGGGAAAGUGAAAGCGACUGAUCAUUCCUGGACGGAAGGGCUCAGCACCCCCACCAGCCCUCUCCCAGUCAAUUGCCCUUUUUGUGUGGAGAUACUUUCCAGCCCUCCAGCUGCAUUCCUAAGCACAGCUGGCGGCUUCAAUCCAUGGAGCAUCCGCUGCAAAAUUGGUGUCGCGGCGUUAUGUUUCCUCGGGUGACGGUGUCCCAGCCGGGUUCCACCCACCACUAAUGAACUGUUCCCUGCCUUGCCUCACAAGCAGUUCCAAUGAGUUCAAAUUAGGUUCCUCUUGCAGUAUUCGAGGGGGCGAGGGCCCAGCAAUGGAGCAGUGCCUGCAGAACCAUCUCUCUUGGGUGGUGCUGGAACCUGAGCCAGGCCCUGGCUUUGGAAUCUGCAAGCAGAACAGAGGGAGAGAUUCUGACCCAUCCCGGCCAACCCUACCCAGCUGCUUGGCUGUAAGUGGGAUGGAACCCAGGAUGUAGUUUGGCUGGCCAGUGGGCAGAUGGGCCUGAGCCUCUGUCCAUGGGCUGCUCUCUCACUUCCCUCCCCUCCCCAGUACAGCAGGCUGCAGUAAGCAGAGAACUGUUGGGGGCUGAGUUGAUCAAGCUGGGAUUUUGUUUGGCUUGUGGCAUUCAUCUGCUUGUUGUCUGAGUGGAACUUAGAAGCGAGGGACACGAGGGAGCUGGGUUUUUUGCCAUUCCUGCAUUCACUUUGAGUCGGUCAUCUAGGCCCCCGUAGGCCAAGCAGGCAGGUAGCCUUGAUGCUUUCAGUUCUUCGUGCGUAUCCUGCCAGGGUGUCUCGUGACAGUGAGAUGAAUUGGUGUGGGUGGGUUCUUCUGGUGUGGGGGCAGCUGGAGAGCCAGGCUGAGUGAAGUUAAAGGCCUGCAGUUCUGAACACUCCCCUCUGUUCCCGUGGAAAGCUCAUCCUAUUAGAGAAACUGGCGUCCGUGUCACCACGGUCUCCGGCAGAGUUCCCAGCCCAUCUGUCUGUGUGUCAACCCAUCUGUGUUGGCUGGGGCUCCCUGGGAUUGCUUUGCUAUGCAUGGCACACAGCGCGGUCGAGUUCAGAAGAGAGAGUGCAGGGCAGAAUGUUCGCAGAGAUGAAGAGUAAAUUGUUAUUUAGGCUGGAUGAAAGUGGUAAGAAUUUUCUAGUGCUCAGUAUUGGUGGGUCUUGCAACAAAGAGAUUGCAGCGAGGAGAAUUCCUGUUUGACUGGCCAGAUCCCUUUCUGGUUGCUCCAUUGCUUUCCCUCUCCUUGAUACACCAUUAAAUGUCUUCUUCCUCCUCCCCAUCUAUUUUUUCUUUCUCUGGCUAGCAUUUCUAUAACCAGUGAGUGUACGGGGGUGGGAGGGUGUGGAUCUGGUUUACAAUCUUUUCUCAAUUACCCCCUUCCCCGCGCCUAGGUUGUGCAUGUUUUUGUUUCUGGAAUCCACUUGCUUCUCUCGACUCCACUACCGUCUCUCUCUUGCACAUGGUUGGUGCAGUUUUCUGUGUAGAGGGGUUGCCGCACUUUGAAAUAGUAGCUUGAAUUCUUAUCCCCUCUGAAGCUCCUAAACCUGUCAGGGCACUGAAUUGUUUCAGAUUUCACAGGUUCUGGAGCUUGAAUGGAGAGCAUCCCAGCGGCUGGCAUUUCUAAUUAAUUUAGAGUUUGCAUGCUGCCUUUUUGGAUAAGUCCUUCCCAAGGCAGCUUCUGAAAAACAGAAGAGCAGCACAUGAGCACAAUGCGUUUUAAAAGCCAUUCCGUAAAGCAAAUGACUGAUACGAACCAGGAGCAACAAUAGAACAGCAAAUGUAGUCCAUUAAAACGCAACUGUGAAAUCGGUAAAUAAUCACCGUGAAAACAGAAUAAAAUCCCAAUAAAAUCUUACUUGAGAGAAAGCCAUAAUAAAUAAAUGGGUCUUUUUAGCACAUUGAAGGCGUUGCAGUGAUGGGACCUGGUGCCAAAGACCCACAGGCCCUGCUUCCGUGGGCCUGCUGCCUGAAUCGUGCUCUCUAGCCUUUCCCCCGGCCCGUCCACUACAACCCCCAGCCAGCAAUGCCAAUGGUCAGAGGAGGGAAAUGGUCCAAAACACUUGGACAGCUGGAGUCUGUGGGUGGGGUGGAGCUCGAAAUGGGUGAAGUGCAAAACAACAAACAACCCAUGGGAACUCAGCAAAAGAGGUGGCUGCAAGAUUUUGCAGCGAUGGCGGUGCAUGGCUACCAGAGAUGGAUUUUAGGGCUUUACAAAGAUAAAGGAGAGGUGAACAAUGCUCAGAAUGGAGCCCAGGCUUGUGUGAGACCCUCUGCCUCCCGCAGCUGUCGUCUGGAGCUGCCUUUUCGCCCCCCCCCCCCCGCAUCACCGGCGGCCUCUCUGUAAAGGCUCCGCUGAUGGGGUAUUUUUCUCCCCUGCCUCAGCAGCAGUGAGUUAUGGCAAGAGCCAGCAAACUAACGCUGGGUGAUGAAUCUCCAUUAGGCAAGACAGGCGCUCUGCUCCCCUGGGCAAUUUUCCAGCCUUCUCUGAGACUUUCCGAGGGAGGAAAAGCUGCAUGACCCAGCUUUGUCUUUUGGCAGAGCUGGAGGUCACCGGGUGAUACGGAAAUCCAUCACAUGCCCUUUCUCUGAUGUCUGCCCAUCAUCUGACUAAUGAAGCGCGUGCUAAAGUUA
Messenger RNA from Varanus komodoensis (Komodo dragon), 3696 nucleotides. It is a transcript of the gene YJU2, whose product is annotated as YJU2 splicing factor homolog. Gene Ontology annotation, biological process: mRNA splicing, via spliceosome. The coding region runs from base 81 to 1079 and encodes 332 amino acids. Gene Ontology annotation, cellular component: U2-type catalytic step 1 spliceosome. NCBI's taxonomy places the organism in Eukaryota, Metazoa, Chordata, Lepidosauria, Squamata, Varanidae. The transcript is spliced from 8 exons. The record is from RefSeq and is a predicted model, not a curated record.